AAACAUGGCUAUGAUUAGUGUUUAUAAAUAUCACAGCAACUAUCUAUUAAAAUUUAAUAAAAACAUAUACCUUCGAUGGUGAUAUACGUUGAGUUAUAUUUCCCGCAUCUAUAUCACAAGCACUCAUUUAAACUUGUUAAGAUCUAUUGAUGUUGAUUCGGUUCCAUUGGCUUCAAUCUGAACUCAGCAACUGCAUAUGCAAGUCACUUUUGAGGGCUAAGCAGUUACAUGCUUUGCUUUUAAGGACCCAUCUCUUAGAGGAUCCCUUUUAUGCAACUAAACUUGUUAGGCUCUAUGCUGCCAACAAUGACAUUCACUCUGCAUACCAAGUGUUUGAUGAAAGUUCUACAAGAAGUGUCUACCUUUGGAACUCCAUCAUUCGUGCUUAUGCUCAGUCCAGUAGAUUUGACAGUGCAAUCUCCUUGUUUAGAACCAUGUUUGGAGCUGAUAUAAGCCCUGACAAUUACACUUAUGCUUGCGUUAUUCGCGCGUGCUGCGACAACUUUGAUUUUGGCAUGCUGAGACUAGUUCAUGGAGCUGCUGUGGCUUCUGGGUUUGGAAUGGACCCUAUUUGCUGCAGUGCUCUUGUGGCAGCAUACUCAAAGCUUGGUUUUGUUAAUGAUGCACAUAGAGUGUUCAAUGGCAUCGCUGCACCCGAUUUGGUUUUGUGGAAUUCACUGAUUUCUGGUUAUGUGUGCUCUGGCUCUUGGGAGAUAGGGAUGCAAAUGUUUAACUCGAUGCGACAUGUUGGGGGGAAGCCAGAUGGAUUUACACUUGCUGGAUUGCUUGGUGGGAUCACAGAUUCUAGCUUGAUGAGUAUUGGCCAAGGAUUACAUGGUUUAAGCUUAAAGAGUGGGCUAGAUUCUGAUUCCCAUGUAGGUAGUUUACUGGUGAGUAUGUACUCAAGAUGCAAGUGCAUGGCAUCAGCAUAUAGCGUCUUUUUCAGUAUUUUCCAGCCUGAUUUGGUCACCUGGUCUGCUCUUAUUGCUGGCUAUUCGAUGUCCGGGGAGUAUGAGAAGGCCUUGUUCUAUUUCAGGAAAUUAAACAAGGGAAACAAGAAGCCUGACUCUGUUUUGAUUGCUAGUGCAUUGGCUGCUAUAGCUCAGGCAGCGAAUAUAGGACCCGGAUAUGAGAUACAUGGUUAUGUUAUUCGGCAUGGAUUCGAAUCAGAUGUCAAGGUCUCUUCAGCUCUUGUAGAUAUGUAUUCAAAGUGUGGCUUCUUGCACUUGGGAACUCGAGUUUUCAGGAUAAUGCCAGAACGGAAUAUAGUUUCUUAUAAUUCCAUUAUUUCUGGUCUUGGUUUGCAUGGAUGUGCUUCUGAGUCUUUUAAGAUGUUUGAUGAGAUGUUGGCAAAAGGAUUAAUGCCUGAUGAAGCCACAUUUUGCGCUCUCCUUUGUGCUUGUUGUCACGCUGGCCUUGUCAAAGACGGCCGGGAGAUUUUCCAUCGAAUGAAAGAUGAAUUUCACAUCAUGGCUAUGCCUGAGCACUAUGUUUUCAUGGUUAAGCUUCUUGGCAGUGCUGGCCACUUAGAAGAGGCUUACAAACUCGUUCAGUCCUUACCGGAACCAGUAGACAAGGCCAUCCUUGGAGCCCUAUUAUCAUGCUGUAAUUCUAGUGGAAAUUCCAAGAUGGCAGAAAAAGUAGCUCAGCAACUUUUUGAAAGUAAUCCUGAUGAUAAUGCUUACAGCGUUAUGCUUUCUAAUAUAUAUGCAGGUGAUGGGAGGUGGGACGAGGCAAAGAACUUGAGAGACAGAAUAACAGGAGGUCAGAGAAAAAUGCCCGGACUGAGCUGGACUGAAGGAAGUUUCUGCUAAAACAAGAUAGGGUAAAAUUUUGAUAGAUCCGAAGCCUUUGGUCAAAUGUCUUUCCAAGUCACAGCACUUUGAAUGCAAUUCAGCAUUUGUUCAGAUGCAUAUUCAUGUUAUGAUGCAAUUCAGAAUUAUGCUCUUAGCAUAAAGUUAUAUAAAUUGAAAUUCAAGCACAAUUUCUGACUUCAGUUGCCUAACUCGAGUGAUGCCUGAAUAUUUUCUCCUGUUACGAACAAACAUUGUGAAGUGUCUUUGUGUUGCCGAAUAAUCCAAAAGGGAUGGCCAAGUUGUGUUGUGUCUGCAAUCAAUAAAAAAUUCCGUGGGCGAGGUAAGUUCUAAACCUUAGCAGUAAUUCAAUAAUUUUGUUUAUAGCUGCCAUAGUUAAGAGAAAAUGAAUGCUAGGGAGUAAUUGAUCUUGAAACUGGUUUAGUAUGUUUAACAGAUUUAUGUGAGGAACUUUUAUGAUACUAAAGAGCUAUUAUUAAUGUAAGUUACAUUUGAAUUCUCGAUUUUAUGCCAUGCUGUUAUGAAAUCACUUAUUUCAAAAGUUUAAGCUGAUCUGAGGAGGUGCAUAAAUGUUUCUAUAUCUAUCACAUGCAUUGAUUUCAUUGUACUCAUUGUGAUUUAAGACGGAACAUGCUUAAAGUUUAUACGCGCUGCAUGUUCUCUGUUGUUGCAUUUGUCUUGAAUUGUUUUAAUGCUGCUAUAUAUGCAAAUCUAAAAAUUUGCAUACAUUUUUUAGGCUCUAGUGAUUUACAAAGUUUCUUGGAUUCCUUAUAGGUAACUUAAGUGUAAACAUUCUCCGGAUUAAUUUGAACUUUUACCUCACUUUUUCAACAGAGAUUUUGUUAGUAACACAGAAAACUUACAAAGUGCAAUAUCAAAACUAAAUAUUUAUGGACUGAUAGGCAUAAAUCAAUACCAAAUGUGAAGUGGAAGCAUGGUGUACCAUUAAUAAGGUUUGAGGUACUCAAUUUUCCCUUUAUAGAUUCAUUCAAUGUGCAAAAUUACAAAAUUACCAAGGACAUAAAUGUCAAGAAAUUAUUGACUUGUGUUUUCUUGGUAUUGUUACUUUGAGCUUUAUUACUAGA
This is a messenger RNA of Arachis ipaensis, 2899 nucleotides long. Its product is annotated as Tetratricopeptide repeat (TPR)-like superfamily protein. Gene Ontology annotation, biological process: RNA modification. The record is from RefSeq and is a predicted model, not a curated record. Gene Ontology annotation, molecular function: RNA binding; protein binding. Lineage: Eukaryota; Viridiplantae; Streptophyta; Magnoliopsida; Fabales; Fabaceae.